CGCGCGGCCGGCGAGCCCCGGGAGCGCGCAGCAGCGGCGGCGGCGGCGCAGUGCGCAGCGGAGCGGGUGGUCCGUGGGUCGGGCUGUCCGUGGGGCUGUCCGUGGGGCUGUGGGGCUGUCCGUCGGUCGCGAUGUGACCCCCGGUGCCACCAUGGCCCUGGCGCCGGCUGGAGGGGCCCGGCAGCACCCCACAGCUCGGGGGGCGCGCGGGGAGGAGGAGGCGGACGAGGCCCCCCCGGCACCGCUCCCCACCCGCUGCAGAUGAACGCCCUGGGCCAGGUGCUCGCAGGACACCAGCGAUCGCUGCGCACUGAGGCCGGCCGGGAGACAUGAGCGGCAGCACGAGCCAGCGCGCCGCCGUCUUCGUGGUCCUCUUUGCCCUGCUCAUGCUGCUGAUCAUCUACAGCUCCAGCAACGGGACCGAGGUCUUCCCCUACGGCGCCCUGCGGGGCCGAGCCCGCCGGCCCCCCGACCUGCGGCGAUGGGGGGUGAGCAGCGGGUACCUGCCCGUCUCCGGGAACAAGAGCCUGAGCGCCCACUGCCACCAGUGCGUCAUCGUCACCAGCUCCAGCCACCUCCUGGGCACCCGCCUGGGCUCCGAGAUCGACCAGGCCGAGUGUGCCAUCCGCAUGAACGACGCCCCCACCACGGGCUACGAGGUCGAUGUGGGCAACAAGACGACGUUCCGCGUGGUGGCCCACUCCAGCGUCUACCGCGUGCUGAAGCGGCCCCAGGAGUUCGUCAACAAAACCCCAGAGACCAUCCUCAUCUUCUGGGGGCCGCCCGCCAAGAUGCAGAAGAGCCUGCUGAAGAUCAUCCAGCGCGUCGGGGCCUCCUUCCCCAACAUGACGGCCUACGUCGUGUCCCCCCGCCGCAUGAGGCAGCUGGAUGAGCUGUUCCGGGGGGAGACGGGGAAGGACAGGGAGAAGUCGCGCUCGUGGCUCAGCACGGGCUGGUUCACCAUGGUGAUCGCGGUGGAGCUGUGCGACACCAUCCACGUCUACGGCAUGGUGCCCCCCAACUACUGCAGCCCGCUCUCUGCCCGCAGCCGGAGGCCGCAGCCCCGCCGCAUGGCCUACCACUACUACGAGCCCAAGGGCCCCGACGAGUGCACCACCUACAUCCACAACGAGCGCAGCCGCCGGGGCAACCACCACCGCUUCAUCACCGAGAAGCGCGUCUUCGCCAGCUGGGCCGGCCUCUACAACAUCACCUUCUCCCACCCCGCCUGGCCAUAGGGCGGCCGCGCCGAGCGGGGACCCUCGGGGACGGGAACGGGGUCCCUUUGGGGUGGGGUCUCCAUGGGUUGGGGUCUCCAUGGGUUGGGGUCUCCAUAGGUUGGGGUCUCCAUGGGAUGGGGUCCAGGCCACGCUGUGCGCCCCGGGGCUGUUGGAGCCGUCGAGGACCGCCUGCCACCGCUGUGCCCAAGGGCUCCACGUGCCCGUGGUGUGAAGGGUUUUGGGGUGGCGUGUCCCCUCCCGUGGGACAGCGGGCAGGGGAGCCGUGGGGACACCGCACGGGGGUUAAAUCCUGCACAGAUUUAAUCCAGCUCCAAACCUCCCCGGCUGCCUCGCAGCCCACCGCCCCGCAAGCACACCCGGGGGCACCGUAGGGGCUGCAUUGCUUUCACGGCAAAAUUUUGGGGACCCCCUCCCCGUUUUACUCCCCUCUGCCACCCCCUGCACUGCCAGCCCCAGCCCCCCCGGCACAAAUCCUGACGUUUUCGGUGGCGUCGCCCCCAGAGGGGGGGCCCUGCCCUGCCACCCAGGUAAGGAUCCACCCACGGGGUGCCCACCCCAAAAACCCCCGGCCCCGUGCUCGCUGCGGGGGGGGGGCACACUGCCAAAACCUUUUCUAUCGGCACAACGGGAAUUUGGGGCUUGGGUUUUUCUCUUUUUUCUCCCCCCCCACCUCCUUGUCCCGCUGUCUGUACUCGUUUUCCCUCCCCAAACUGAGUGCGUGGUGGUGGUGGGGGGCCAUGUACCCCCCCCACGCUUAGGGGGGGCUGUUAUUUGUCUCCUGGUGGUGGAAAAUUUGGGGAAAAUCCCUCAAAGUGGCGUGUUUGGGUGCUGAGCCCCAGCAGAGCGCAGCGCCGUGCCUCAGUUUCCCUGGGGCCGUGGCAGCGAGGGGGGGCCGGGAGGGGGAUGCACACCCCCUGUGCUGUCGGGGUUACCCCCGGGGGGGGGGCUCAGCCCCAUGGGGGGGUCACCCCGUGUUUUGUAGUGAUUUGUACAGAAUAAACCUUGCUGCAGUCUGUUGCCUUGG
This is a messenger RNA of Anas platyrhynchos (mallard), 2265 nucleotides long. RefSeq names its product ST6 N-acetylgalactosaminide alpha-2,6-sialyltransferase 6 (gene ST6GALNAC6). The record is from RefSeq and is a predicted model, not a curated record. Gene Ontology annotation, biological process: ganglioside biosynthetic process; oligosaccharide metabolic process. Gene Ontology annotation, molecular function: alpha-N-acetylgalactosaminide alpha-2,6-sialyltransferase activity. NCBI's taxonomy places the organism in Eukaryota, Metazoa, Chordata, Aves, Anseriformes, Anatidae.